AUGUUUUUGGGUUCUUAUAAUGGUUUUAUUCUGAUUAAUCUAAACGAGCAUAUUUACUUGUGGAAUCCUGCCACCCGAUUUUGGACCAAAGUGCUUGAGCUUGACCGUUUGAAUGAGGAUUAUCGUACACAUGGGGGAAUUUGUUUUGACUCGUCCAAGAAUGUGUACAAGGCAGUGUUAAUUAUGCGCCAUCUGACCCCAGAUUAUGGUGGUGAGUCUGUUAUAGUUGCUAGUCUUGAAGACAAACAAUGGAGGGAAAUCGAAUUUCCUUAUGAUAUCUCCUCAGUGAGUGAAGGGAUUACAUUGCAGGGACGACUUUACUAUAAGGUAAGGGUCAAAAAAUCCUAUGUUGAAAAUAAUAAUGCCGAAGAUGAUGAUAAUAAUGGAAAUAAAGAACGUCAGGAGAGUGUGUGGGACCGUUUCAGUCAUCGUAACAAAGUAAUUUUUCUUGAUCCCAUCUCUGAAAAGUUCAAGAUGUUUCCAGUCCCUGACCCUAAGUCUUAUCAAGAAGAGAACGUUAUAGUUGGUUUAGGAGUUAUAAAUGAAUGUCUCUGUAUGACUCGCAUGGAUGGUGAUAAGAACGGUGUUGAGAUAUUAGUCAUGAAGGAAUAUGGAGUAAAGGAAUCAUGGACAUCCUUAAUAUUCAUAAGGAAUUUAGAAAUAAAUUCUUCUUAUGAAUUUGCAGUGCCCUUUUCCAUGACGGAGACCGGAGAAGUAGCCUUGAUAAUAGGGGCUUUUGACAAAAAAAUUACUGUAUACAAUCCUAUGGAUGAUAAUAUGAGAGACAUUCUUGUAGAGCCAGAAUUUAUAUUUGGCGACAUCAUUACCUAUGUGGAAAGCUUGAUCUCGCCAGAGGAGUACUACUGGAGUGAGGAGCAGCACAAAAUGACUGAACAUAACCGUACUAAAAUAGCAUGGAUUCCAAGUAGCUAG
This is a messenger RNA of Lycium barbarum (goji berry), 933 nucleotides long. RefSeq names its product F-box/kelch-repeat protein At3g06240-like. Lineage: Eukaryota; Viridiplantae; Streptophyta; Magnoliopsida; Solanales; Solanaceae. The transcript has a single exon. The coding region runs from base 1 to 933 and encodes 310 amino acids. The record is from RefSeq and is a predicted model, not a curated record.